AUGACGUGUCAGCAGGUACGGCUGACCGCGGAGUCGUGCAUGAGCGAGGUAAGCUUGCUGAGAUCGCUCGAGGGUCACAAGGGUCCAGUCAAUACUGUCGUCUAUAACUCGAAUGGCUCCUACUGCCUAUCUGGCGGUCAAGAUCGUUCUGUGAAGCUCUGGAACCCGACAAAGGCCAGUCUCAUCAAAAGUUACGAAGCGCAUGGCUAUGAAGUACUCGGCAUAUCUGUCUCACACGACAGCACUCGCUUUGCCUCCUGUGGAGGGGAUCGCAGUGUAUUUCUCUGGGAUGUUGCUACUGGCGCCACUAUCAAACGGCUAGGAGGACACACAGGCCGCGUCAAUGCAGUCGCCUUUAACGCUGACGCGACUGUUCUUGCCAGCGGCUCUUUUGACGCCACUGUACGUUUGUGGGACAUCAAGGCACAGUCUCCACAUCCCAUACAGAUCCUACCGGACGCAAAAGACUCGAUCACGUCCAUUGCGAUCAACGGUAGCGAUCUCGUCACUGGGUCUGUGGACGGCACGGUCAGAUGGUAUGAUCUGCGCAUGGGCGUGCUGCGAUCGGACUUGCUCGAUGCUCCUGUGACCUCUGUCGCGAUAUCAAGAGAUCGGCAGACCAUCCUCGCCUCCUCUCUCGAUUCCGCUGUUCGACUGAUGGACGCUUCGAGUGGCGACUGUCUGCAGACCUACAAAGGCCACAAGAAUGAUAGCUAUCGUGUACAGAGCUGCUUCGGCUACGCCGAGCGUACUGUGAUGUCGGGCGACGAAAGCGGUCAGAUCUUCGUCUGGGAUCUGGCAGAGGGCCGAGCAGUACAGGUCGUCGAAGCCCACACGCGCAGCGUACUCUGGCUGUCGCAACAUCCCUCGGCAGACGAGCAGCUUUCGUGCGGUCGCGAUGGCGCAAUCCACGUCUGGCACAAGUCUGACGCCUGA
Mixia osmundae IAM 14324 is the source of this 936-nucleotide messenger RNA. RefSeq lists its product as uncharacterized. Bases 1 to 936 code for a protein of 311 amino acids. The record is from RefSeq and is a predicted model, not a curated record. Gene Ontology annotation, molecular function: protein binding. Gene Ontology annotation, biological process: mRNA splicing, via spliceosome. Gene Ontology annotation, cellular component: catalytic step 2 spliceosome. The transcript has 6 exons. NCBI's taxonomy places the organism in Eukaryota, Fungi, Basidiomycota, Mixiomycetes, Mixiales, Mixiaceae.